UCUUUGGCCAACAUACAGCAGUCACUGGUGCUGGUGGACCCCAACGGGCCGGACAUGCCAAUAGUGCAUGCUGGCCAGGGGUUCCUGCAGCUGACAGGCUACCCAAGGGACAAGGUAAUAGGCUACAACUGCAGGUUCCUCCAAGGCAUGGACACUGACCCCAAGGCAGUGGCCAAGGUGCGCGCUGCUGUCGCUGCCCAACCGCCCAAACCUGUCACCGCUACCCUCCUCAACUAUCGCUAUGAUGGAACGCCAUUCUGGAACUAUCUGCACAUCAGCCCCGUGCGCGGUGCAGAUGGCGAGGUGGUCUACCUGGUGGGUGUGCAGGUCGAUGUCACAGAGUCGGGGGAUGCAGGCGCACCCUUGCUAGGUGCCGUAUCCCUCAAGCACAAGCUGCUGCACGCUGGCACUGUCGGGAAGGUGAAGGUGGCAGUGCGUUCACUGGCUGGUGGCGACCGAGGCCUUCGGCGAUCCUUGGACAACUUGGAACUCACACGACGGGGCUCCAUCGGCAACAGCUAG
Messenger RNA from Ostreobium quekettii, 522 nucleotides. The record is from the annotation of a GenBank genome assembly. Lineage: Eukaryota; Viridiplantae; Chlorophyta; Ulvophyceae; Bryopsidales; Ostreobiaceae.